Macrosteles quadrilineatus (aster leafhopper) is the source of this 1088-nucleotide messenger RNA. RefSeq names its product stromal cell-derived factor 2-like. Lineage: Eukaryota; Metazoa; Arthropoda; Insecta; Hemiptera; Cicadellidae. The coding region runs from base 224 to 907 and encodes 227 amino acids. The transcript has 5 exons. The record is from RefSeq and is a predicted model, not a curated record.
AGUCAGACAUUUCAGUCAGUAACCAGUAAGCGACUCUGAUGCUCUGACUGACUAAACUUAUUGUAUAUUGUAUUGUUUGUGGUGUGGUGACCGAUGUCAAAAUUUGAGUUUUCUUUAGAAGUGACGGGCUAUUACUCCUCAUCAAAUAAUUCGCAAAAACCUGACUCUUAAGCUUUGAACAAUUUUAUCUUCAACACAUCGUAGUGUUUGUGUUCCCCUUAAUAUGAGAAAUUUUCAAAAUAGUUGUUCCUACAGGAUUUAUUAUUGCAUUGGUUUUUUGUGUUGUCUGCUAUCAAUAAACAAUGUUUAUGGAAAAGCUGGUGAAUUUGUGACCAUCGGUUCUGUUCUGAAGCUCCUCAAUACUGACUACAAGGUCAGACUGCACUCGCACGAUGUAAAGUACGGAACUGGUAGUGGGCAGCAGUCAGUCACUGGAACUGAAUCUCAAGAAGAUGUCAAUUCUCAUUGGGUCAUUCGAGGUGAAACCAAGAAGCUAGUGUCUCGAGGAGAGCCUGUGAAAUGUGGAAGUGUUGUUCGGUUAACACAUUUAGCUACAAACAAGAAUCUGCACUCUCAUCACUUCUCCUCCCCCUUGUCGGGCAACCAAGAAGUCUCGGCGUAUGGCACUGACGGUGAUGGUGACACUGGUGACCAUUGGAUUGUCAUUUGUGACGGGGAUUUUUGGGAGCGAGAUGAGAAAGUAAUGCUCAAACAUGUUGAUACAGAUGUGUAUCUGUCAGUGACCAGCAACACUUACGGACGGCCAAUCAACGGACAGUACGAGAUCGUAGGAGUCCAAUGGCCGAACUCUAACCCUGUGCAUUGGAAAGCUUUGGAAGGACUGUUCAUCCAUCCGUCGGACUUCAAUCCUAAGAAACAAGUCCACAUUGAACAUACGGAACUGUAAUUUAGAUCUGUAACCCUGCAAUCUAUUUAUUGUGGAUACCAAAGUGCACGGUGCAAGCGUGAAAGUGAUGUACCUACAGGUAAAAUUGUGAUAUGUUUCAAUAGUGAAUGACAUUACCAGUGGAAUGAUAAAAUUUUGUAUCUAGAACAGGUGGGAUAAUGAUUACAAGCUGUGUAUUAUU